Messenger RNA from Capsicum annuum, 1830 nucleotides. Its product is annotated as cytochrome P450 94A2. NCBI's taxonomy places the organism in Eukaryota, Viridiplantae, Streptophyta, Magnoliopsida, Solanales, Solanaceae. The coding region runs from base 162 to 1676 and encodes 504 amino acids. The transcript has a single exon. Gene Ontology annotation, molecular function: monooxygenase activity; heme binding; iron ion binding. The record is from RefSeq and is a predicted model, not a curated record.
AAGAUGUAGCACACUUGUAGUAAUAAAAUAUAUUUUUAAGAUUUAUGCACAUGUGAAGAGAAUCUAUCUCUUGUAUUCAAGAACAAAGGGUCAAUAAAUAGAGCUAGCGGCCUUGUGAGAGCAGUCAUCUUUAUUCUAAAUCAAACAAGAAGAAACUAGACAUGAUGUUAGAUUUGGAACUUUAUACUUCUGUAUUCCUUUGUCUCAUUCCUUUCAUCUUCCUUCUCUUCAUCAAUCUUUUCCAAUCCAACUCAACCAAAAUCCCAAAAUCUUAUCCCAUAAUUGGUUCCUAUUUCUCAAUCUUAGCAAACAAACAACGUAGAAUUCAAUGGAUUUCCGAUGUUGUUCGAUCCACUUCCAACCUUACUUUCACUCUCAUUCGCCCUUUCGGUUUUCGCCAAAUAUUCACGGCUAAUCCAUCCAAUGUUCAGCACAUCCUCAAAACUCAUUUUCCUAUUUACCAAAAGGGUGAUAUAUUUAAAACUACUAUGUCUGAUUUUCUUGGUGAUGGUAUUCUCAACGUGGAUGGUGAUAUUUGGAAGUACCAAAGACAAGUUGCUAGCCAUGAAUUCAACACUAGAUCUCUACGCAAAUUUGUUGAAACUGUUGUUGAUGCUGAACUCAACGAGCGGCUGAUUCCACUUCUUGCUAUUGCUGCUGAAGAAAAAAAGGUUCUUGAUUUUCAAGAUGUAUUACAAAGGUUUGCUUUUGAUAACAUUUGUAAAAUUGCUUUUGGUUAUGAUCCUGCUUAUUUAUUACCAUCACUCCCUCAAGCGAAAUUCGCAGUUGCUUUUGAAGACUCUGUUAGAUUCAGCAGUGAAAGAUUCAAUGCUCUUUUCCCUUUUCUCUGGAAAAUUAAGCGAAAGUUCAAUAUUGGAAGUGAGAAGAAAUUCAGAAUUGCUGUGGAUGAAGUUCGUCAAUUUGCUAAACAACUCGUUAACGAAAAACAAAGAGAACUCAACGAAAAAUCAUCAUUGGAUUCAGUUGAUCUAUUAUCAAGAUUCUUGAGCGUUGGUUAUAAGGACGAGGAUUUUGUCACGGAUAUUGUUAUAAGUUUUAUAUUAGCUGGCCGUGACACAACAUCAGCUGCUUUAACAUGGUUCUUUUGGUUACUUUCCGAACAUCCAGAAGUAGAAAAUAAUAUCUUGAAUGAAAUUAAAGCGAAAUCUGAAAGUCCAGUGUACGAUGAAGUGAAAGAUAUGAUAUACACACACGCUUCACUUUGUGAAAGCAUGCGAUUUUAUCCGCCAGUUCCAAUGGAUACUAAGGCAGCUACAGUGGACAACAUUUUACCAGAUGGCACAUUUGUUAAAAAAGGGACAAGAGUAACUUACCACCCCUACGCAAUGGGAAGAGUAGAGAAAAUAUGGGGAAAAGAUUGGGCAAAUUUUAGACCAGAAAGGUGGUUAGAUAAGGAUGAAGUGACAGGAAAUUGGACAUUUGUGGCUAAGGACAUGUAUGCAUAUCCUGUGUUUCAGGCAGGGCCAAGAAUAUGUUUAGGAAAAAAUAUGGCAUUUUUGCAAAUGAAGAGGGUGGUGGCUGAUGUUUUACGCCAGUUCAAGGUGGUUCCAGUGGCCGAAAAAGGGGUUGAACCGGUGUUUGUGUCAUACCUAACUGCGAAAAUGAAAGGUGGUUUCCCUGUGACAAUUGAAGGAAGGAAGAACACAGAUUUUUGAUUUUUCACCUAAUAUAGCUAAAAAGGUAGUAUUUUGAAAAUUCAGUGUGCUUAUUGCUUCUUCUACUUGCCUUGAACUGUUUUGGAUUUUUUGUGACAUUUAUUUAUGUUUGUACAAAACUUUGGUUGUUGGUGUGUGAUCGUUUACACUAUUA